This is a messenger RNA of Cutaneotrichosporon oleaginosum, 768 nucleotides long. RefSeq lists its product as uncharacterized. Lineage: Eukaryota; Fungi; Basidiomycota; Tremellomycetes; Trichosporonales; Trichosporonaceae. The record is from RefSeq and is a predicted model, not a curated record.
GUCGCAACUCAACCUCGCCCGGCCCAUCGUCUCACGAUCGCUAGCUGUCUCCCAUCCUAACUCUUGAGUCCCACCCAUCCCCCUCCCUGCCCAGAUGCCCGUCGCCCUCGGAUCGGCGGCACCGCACAGGUCGCAACAAAUGCUGUGUGAGGCUGGAAUUCUCGCACUGUUCCGCGGGCGACGGCCGUCCCCUCCAACACAUCAUCGCCACCAAAACUCUUCGGCGCACACCGCACGCUCCGCACCGCCGGGCCUGUGUCACAUAGAUGCUGCCGGCCUCGCCCGACGACCUACGCCCUCGGCCAUUGCCUAUAUAAUGUUGCAAGGUUGCUCGAGUUCUGUAUCCCACCUCCCAUCCACUGCUCAUACCCCGACAGCUGUUCGCGUUUACGACUUCACGACUCACCAUAAUAGUACGACCUCAGGCAUUACGACGAAUCAUGCUUUUUGCCACGCUGGUGGUCCUCGUGGCUUCGGUGACCGCCGGGCCCAUCGAUUUCCCAAUCGUUCGCCUCCCGCGCAACAAUGAAGGGCAACAGUUCCAGACCCAGAGGUGGGCUUUACACCUUUGGCAUCGCGGCUCCGCGCUAACACGUAGCCUCACGAGUCUCGAGUCAGGCUUUGGUAUGAACAUUAAGAUUGGGUGUGCACUCAUUGCUUCUUGACAGCUCACACCAGAAACCAGGAUCUCUCGGUCUACCUCACCAUGGGAGAGGCCAACGGCCUCACGGUAUUUGGCUCCUUCAAAGACGGUCACAGCUGUUUCUU